UUGCUGUCAUUCUCCCGUCAAAACAAUACACCCAAAAGAAAAAUCACGAGUUAUUUCCCCCGCAUAUCUGCCUCCAAUCGGCUACUCGCAUUAUUAAAAACCGUUUAAAACCUCUCCACCGAAUUGAGGACAAAUGAAACAAGUGUAAGUGCAUCGCCAGUAUCAAAGACUCCAUCUGGACGAUGAGAAACAGACAAAGAGCUUGACAGUGACGGGAAUGAAGCGCGUUCGUAUUGGAUUUAUUCUAAUUGCCUUCAAAUACACAGUGUUGAGUUAUUUCGUGUGGCGGUAUUUUAGAAACAGGGCGGAGCCGAAGCCCCCGAGUGACACUUGAUAAUUUCUGUGAUUUCCGAAAGAAUUAAGGGACAAUUGGGGCGCAGCUCCGUGCGAGGAUGGAGAUCGUUGUGUCUUGGAAAGGGGAAAUCAGUGGUUGACACAACUCGGAGUGGGGAAAGUCGCGAAAUUGCGUCACGAUUGAAUUUUUCAUAAUAUUAUUGUGACAACAGUUGGCUUUUCAACCAAAAUGCGCAUCUGCGUGCACACGACUUGCUGAGGAGUAAAAUGUUUCGCUGAGAUCUCGAGGUCUGGGAUAUCUCGAAGUGGUAGAAAGAUGUAUGGGGGUGGUGAGCAGACAGUGUCCGAGCCCUGGCGCAAGGCUCUGGACCUGGGGACGACUGCGGAUCCUAAUGCCAGCUCGUCUACUGACGAUGAUGAUCAUUUUUGCAAGCUUGUGUUGUAUAAGGAGAUCCAAGAGUCUAGGGUACGAAUAUGGGAUUUAGUGAUACUGAUACCAAAUUUAGUGUUUCUUCUAUUCAUCCUUGUGAGAUUCAAUCGUGCUAGGCUCAAGUUACGUGCAACAAGUAGUCCAAUAUAUUUAGCAUUUUACGGACUCGUUUUCUGUAACGUUGUAAUAUCAGUGAUAAGGUGUGUGGUGUCAAUGACAGUUAAUGCUGCUGCCGAUGUUGGUGAAAAAGCAGACAAAGUGUUGUGGGUGACAGUUAGGUUCUUUCUUCUCUCCACAGAGAUGAGUGUUGUCAUAUUUGGACUGGCGUUUGGGCACCUGGACAGCCGCUCCAGUAUUCAGAGAGUACUGCUGGCCACCUCGUUCAUAUCCCUAGCGUUCACGAUAACUCAGGGAACACUUGAGUUGGUUUUACCGGACGAUACAUUCCACAUUCCUAGUAGAGAUUUUUACGUAUUUGGACAUGGGGGCAUGAUGUUCUGGUUCUGCAGCAGUCUCGUAUUCACGCUUAUUUACCUUUUCAUACUUAUUCUACCGAGGACAAGACUGCGGGAGAGAUUGAAUUUACCUACGAAAAAAAGUUUUUACAUCUACGUCGGAGCUUUAGCAGCCUUGAAUCUGAUACAAUCAAUCGGAGCAGGACUUCUGAAUUACACUCAAAACCCAGCUGGACUGUGCGUCGUGGAUUUCACAGCCGCGCUAUACCUGACGUUUUUUACACCGCUCGUUUACCACACCUUCUUAUCAGAGGUCUUUGGAGUAUCCCAGCCAUCGAUUCAGUUCUCCUACAAAGCCCAGGUGGACGAUGGAAUGGAAGAGGACACAGUGUCCCUCCCCCACCAGCAGAGUUUCUCAUCAUUGAAAACCGACAGCGACUACAUAUAUCAGGUCCAUACUCCGUCUAUUCACAUGCCCUUAUACGAGUCGCUCACAGCAAAACCGCCCGCCUUGAAGCAGCGAACCUCCCUGUACUCCCUAUCAUCCAGGAGGGAUCCCAAGACCCCUGGUACAAGUCGCUAUAGUUCCCAAGCAACUCUGUACGCCUUGUCGCCAGAGGCUAGAAAAUUACGUCAGCGUAGUUCACAAACUAGUGUAACAGAUCUUGUUGAUCAGCGUACUAAUCUUGUACUAUCACCCAGUACAGCUAGUAAUUUUAUGUACACACCAAAGGAUAACGAUAGUAGGGCCAAUUUAUUCACUCAAUCGGGCAAAUCGAGUCUUGAGAAUACACUGAGUACAUUGUCAACUGAUGCCGUUGACGAGUCGAGUCGUAAAAAUUCCAUCAGAAUGACAGAGCAAUCGAAAUUGGUGACCAAAAGCCCUUCCACGAGUGUCUUGCCCCCUCUUGAGAGUAGUCUUCAGAACAUACUCGACAGUGAUAAUGACGGUUGCUCGAGGGCAAUGUUGCGGAGGAAUUUGGCAUCCGGUCAUUCAGUUAAAUCACUAGAUCUGGAAAUUGGCAGGGAGACACGUGAUAUCGCUAGUACAUCGACUUGUGAUUACUCUAAACGCGAAUGGGUGGGGGGUAGAGAUAGGCAUGGGGGAGGGGAAUCCGGUGGCCUUGGGGAUUACUUGCAGUCCAUUCAAUCACCUGUUUACCAAAGUCCAAUGACACGGAAGGAUAAGGAAGAUUCACAUUCACCUUUGGAUCGAGGAGACAAUUGAGGGUCGAUUUGUCUUGAAGUAAAUUACAGGACUUGUUAUAGCGAUUUGUUAAUAUGUAGCUCGUAUUUUAGGGUAAAGGGGUGCAAUGGGGAACAACGUCCAUUACACUUCAAUUCAUUUUUCUUUAGUAUCUCCCAAAUUGCGGGAGGAAAAUCAGUAGUGAAGGGGUAAAACGGCUGAGUUUUUUAAGAAUAUCUCCGAAUCUAAGGGAGAUAUCGAAA
This is a messenger RNA of Diachasma alloeum, 2628 nucleotides long. RefSeq names its product transmembrane protein adipocyte-associated 1 homolog. Gene Ontology annotation, biological process: G protein-coupled receptor signaling pathway. Gene Ontology annotation, cellular component: plasma membrane. The transcript is spliced from 6 exons. Lineage: Eukaryota; Metazoa; Arthropoda; Insecta; Hymenoptera; Braconidae. Bases 611 to 2407 code for a protein of 598 amino acids. The record is from RefSeq and is a predicted model, not a curated record. Gene Ontology annotation, molecular function: G protein-coupled receptor activity.